Molecule: messenger RNA, 582 nt
Organism: Solanum pennellii
Lineage: Eukaryota; Viridiplantae; Streptophyta; Magnoliopsida; Solanales; Solanaceae
Exons: 1
Coding region: 1-582 (193 amino acids)
Source: RefSeq, a predicted model, not a curated record
AUGGUCCUUGUUGAUAAUGAUAAGGUUAUAUUUGACCUUUUCAAUAUGAUAAAUGAUGGGGAUACAGUGGAGGUGUAUGUUUUUCAUGGGGUUAGUGAAGCUAAUCAGGCCCCACUUGAAUUGGAGUUUGUCACCCAUGUGACUGGAAGUGGGGUAGGUGAAGAAUCUUUUAACGAGACUUCUAAACCUAGUAAUCAGCCUCCUACUUCUACUUUACCUUCCAUCCCUACAACUGGUCCUUCUAAAACUUCCAGCACUCCAUUUAAUGCUCAGUCUUCUACUGUGCCUCCAUCAUCUCCUUCUAUUGUGCCUCAUUCUUCUAUUGUGCCUCCACCAUAUCCUUGUACUGUGCCUCCUCCUUCCACUGUGCCUCCCCCAUCUACUUCUACUGUGCCUCCUCCUUCCUAUGUACCUUCAUCCGAUUAUCCUAUAAUAGAUAAUGAUCCAACUGAUGAUGAAGUGGAAGAUGAAUCAGGAUCUGAAGGGGAUACUAGUGAAGAUACUGAGGUUGACAGUGAUGUUCAUCAAGAGUAUGUAGAUAUAAGGGCAACCAAGAGGCAUUUCAAAAGGUCACAAAGGUGA